UGGGAGGGUGCUGAAACGAAAUGUAGGGCAGCGGCGAGUUGGGACUCGUCUUUGGCGAUACAAGGUGGUGGAGAGGACUCAGCGUAACUUUAUGUUUUUUUAUCCCUCUCAAAGGAGAAUUUACAUACGUAUCGGCCGGGGUUCCAGUCAUUGUGAGUCUCACUGGGUUAGUUGAUUCCUGAUCUCUUGGUCAUCGGACAGCCUGCAGUCCAUCCAAUGUGCGUAAAAGGGGUCUAUUUCCUCACCGUCCUGUCUGGACUCGCAGCUUCAGGCGUGCUGCAGGUUAGCGGAAUGCGUAUAUACACAUCUGGGAAUAUGGAGGCGGUCAACGGGACAGAUGUUCGUCUGAAGUGCACAUUCCAGAGUUCCUCUCCCAUCAACCCCAACGCCAUCAUCAUCUCAUGGAGCUUCAGACCCCUCAAUCUAGACCAAGAAGAGUCGGUGUUCCACUAUCAGCAGAAACCAUACCCUCCUUUAGAGGGCCCUUUCAGGAAACGUGUCGUUUGGGCCGGUGAUGUCAUGGGCCGUGACGCUUCCAUCAUACUUCAACAGGUCAAGUUUACCUACAACGGCACUUACAUCUGCCAGGUCAAGAAUCCGCCAGAUGUCCACGGCAUGGUUGGAAAGAUUCGACUCAGUGUCGUCACCACAGCCUCUUUCUCCGAACUUCUCCUUCUGGCGUUGGCCAUCGGGGGUGGUAUUUCUGCUGUGGUCAUCCUCCUCAUCAUCAUUGUGUCCUGCAGGCGGUGCAAGAAGAGGAGACAGGGAGAGCGGGAAGGGAAUGAGGAGGCUCCCCGCAAAGAAAGAAAAGAUCCCACUGUGUGGUAAGACCAAGAGAAAGACAGAGAGAGAGGAACAGGGGGAUUGAGAGAGGAACAGAAGAAUCACCCACUUCCUCUCUCGCUCUCCGUUUAACUCUGGGGUUCGGGGCAUGUGGCGUUCCUUCUUGGGGCCAGUUCUUUUUCUACUGGACGUUUCACUUCCUCCCUCCUCUCAACCGCGGUCUUUGAAUCCCAAACCUUGACUAGUUUAUGCGCAGCUGUCAUUAACCAGAGAUGCAUUUGGAAUGUUUCUUUGUAUAGGAAGCUGUCCAUACAGAACUUUAGCCAGAUUACUGUGUAGCCUUCAUGAUAUCACAGUGUGCCUUUCAUUUCUGGAGAGAAACAACUGUUCAUCUUUUCCUCUUCACCUAAAUGGGCUUCCAAGCACAUUUCCUGUUUGGAGUAAAUGUUUUGAUGAUGUAGAGAUCGAACAAUGGUGUAUUCCUGCUGUUUUCUUGUCUACUAAUACAUUUCAAACUCAAACAUACCACAGCAGUACAAGCCACAUGUUUUGCUGCUACAUUGCUUCAACAAACAAUAUGAUCUGUGGAACAAUGAAUGAGCACCUCCCUAACUUCCAUUGAAAAUGUGUUACCACAUGAUGGAAACAUUAUGAAACCCCAUACAUGUCGGGGAUCUGUAUCUAUCAGCCCUCAUUUCAAAGGUUGUAUAUAUCACCUGUCUGAUCCACUUCUGAAUCCACAGGAUGAUGAUGGUGUGCCUUUCCUUUUUUUAGUUCUACUACUGAAGUUGUGUUGCUGUAUUUCUGAGAUUAUGUGCUGUUAUUAACCUGAUGUUGAGACAGAAAUAAUCAAGGUGCUAUCAAAUAAUCCAAACCUGUUGGAUAGCACUUGGUAGAAACAGACAUUUCCUACAGUAGUUACAUGCAAUUUCAAUUCUAAAUUUUAUUGACAAAGUGGCAAAUGGUUUUUAUCAACCCAUAGCCAAUGGCCAAUGUUUGUUUUGAACAAUAAGCUGUUUUUUCAAAAGUGUCUUUUAUCUCUUUCUCUCUUGGGUUUUCAGAUCUCUCUGUAAUAGGUGCCAUAACUAGUUACUGUCACCACAGUGUUGCAAUACCGCAACUCACUGUAUUCGGCAAAUGUUAAAAGCCAAGUUCCUCAAGGAAAAGUUGCCUGUUUUGCUUUCAUCUUGAUCGAUCAGAUUUAGUCAGACUUUAAACCGAAGCUAUCACUGAAAAAGUUGGCAAAGGAAGCACAUAUUUCUAUCUAAUCUUUGCUCUCAACUUGGGACAACUUAAUCAUGUGUGACACCAACCCUUUGUCCUUUGUCCUUGCUGUGUUUGUGUUGUCUAUUCGUCUUUGUCCUGUCCCCAUUGUGUGUGACUUAUGCACAUGCAUAAACAUAAAUAAUUAACAAAUGUGUCAUGCAUGAAUUCAAAUCCUGCUCCCGUGUGUGUGUGUGUGUGUGUGUGCUAUUUUGCUCCCCCUUUGUGCAUGUCUCUUCUCUGUGUGCGUGUGUGUCCCAGCCACCCAUUAAGGGACGUCCAACUCUACCUAUCAGAGACAACCAUAGAGAUUGGCAGUUCUUAAGGCAUGAUCUCAGACCCUAGCAUCAAAAAAUCAAGCUCCUCAGAAGACAAAGGCUUGAGCCAAGUUGACGACAACGACAACUAUGACUCCGACCGGGACAGACAGGCACUCAGAAACACUGAAGCCAACCAGAAAGCGCACUAGAGAGAUCCCCAGAGUGCACACGUGGAUUCUUUUUCAUUGUUCUCCCGAGUGGAGAUGAAAAAAGCGUUGCUACUGCUACUGCUGCUGCUGCUGCUGCUGCUGCUGCUGUGCCAAAAACCAUCACAUUGAUGAAGAAUGGGAGAACAAACUGAAAGAAAGUUUUGUUUUAAAGUUUUCAAAUAGGAACAAAGAGAUAGAGCAACGAUGAUCAAGUCUUUGAAACACAGAUCAUCCUCAAAAGAAGUGUAACUUUACUUUUGUGAGAGCUUAGAACUAUUCAUAAUACGAUAUAUAUAUAUAUAUAUAUAAAUAUAUAUAUAAUAAGGGGAGGAAAUGUUCAAUUUAACCUGCAGUGCUUUGGAAAAGAUAGGCAUUGUCAUCUAGAAGCUGACUUGGCUACUGUCCUGAAGGGACAGUGGGACAAUUUGUGCUCAAUAACUUUCUGUUGACUUAGACAUGGAUUUUGUUAGGUGUGCGAAGUCAGUAGCAAAAUCAACUGCAACAUGCAACUGAAAGUAGUCAGAAUGAGGACGUUUUUGAGAGUGCCUAACAUUUGCAAACCCUUUGCAAAAUGACUUAGCACAGUAUCAACAUGUAGAACAUGUGGGAUCAUCUUUCAUAUAGUUUUACAAUUCAAUGCUGUAAGGAUAAUGUAGGUCUUGCAUUUCAAUCAGUUAUCUUAGCUAUAAUACCUGCCAGUCUUAGAGCUCUUGUUAAACGCAGUGUUAUGCUCCAACUAAAGGCUGAGGGGCUAUUGUCACUUCACAUAACUUGGAUAAAAAAGCAUAAAUGUGAUGUUGCUGUCAUUAAGUAUGAAGGCCAAAUACCAGGUAGCAAGCAACCACAUGCACGCCGUACCUGUCCUGAGUGUUGUGUUGGCGCGCACAGUUAGAUCUGAAAACCCUUUGAUUACAAAAUGUCCUUGAGAGCAUGUUUUCUCUCUGUGUGUCUGUGAAUGCAUCACGUCUACUAACAAUUGAUUGUAACACCUGUUUUUCUUACGUUUUAUGAGAUAAUUUUGUACUUCUGAUGUAACACUGAGCAAAAUGUUAAUAGAUUUUUUAUUUUUUAGAUAAUGCCAGAAGUAUUUUAUAACAUUGUUUAAAAUGUCACUGUUUGUGUUUGUUAUAGAGCUUUUAUAUAAUGAAAAUGAUUUUCUAAUAAAAAUGCCUUUACAGUAAAUGUUUACCACAUUGGGUCGCAUCAAAAUUUCACCCCACAAAGGUAAUCUGGGCAGACACUAGCUGGCCAAUAAAGAAAUACAAACAAAUAAUCACACGUAAAUUGAAAAUAUUUAAGAAAACUCAUCUAUUAUGUAAGAAAGAAAUCUUGUCAUUCAUCAUUUAUUAUGCAUCAUUAUCUUUAAUGCACUGCCUCCAGUGCUUAUGGUGUGCCUGUCUGCAUAGUCUGUCACUUGUUUACCUGUAUGCAUUACUGCAGUAAAUCAUUGUUUAAUUUGU
Messenger RNA from Etheostoma spectabile (orangethroat darter), 3975 nucleotides. Its product is annotated as myelin protein zero-like protein 2. Gene Ontology annotation, cellular component: plasma membrane. Gene Ontology annotation, biological process: cell-cell adhesion. The coding region runs from base 217 to 828 and encodes 203 amino acids. The transcript has 4 exons. NCBI's taxonomy places the organism in Eukaryota, Metazoa, Chordata, Actinopteri, Perciformes, Percidae. The record is from RefSeq and is a predicted model, not a curated record.